Molecule: messenger RNA, 992 nt
Organism: Alternaria alternata
Lineage: Eukaryota; Fungi; Ascomycota; Dothideomycetes; Pleosporales; Pleosporaceae
Product: Methylthioribulose-1-phosphate dehydratase
Exons: 3
Coding region: 58-759 (233 amino acids)
Cellular component (GO): cytoplasm
Molecular function (GO): methylthioribulose 1-phosphate dehydratase activity; metal ion binding
Source: RefSeq, a predicted model, not a curated record
GGCUUGUGAAAAUCGGCCAAACUUGACAAAGCGGUCACAACACUGCGCAGCAUCACAAUGGCUUCCAACGGACCCGACGCCGAAGCUCUCAUACACUCUGAUGAUCCAAGCCACCCUGCGAACCACAUUUGCACGCUCUGCGCAAAGUUCUACAACUUGGGCUGGGUGACAGGCACUGGCGGAGGAACGAGCAUACGCCAUGAAGACAAGAUUUACAUUGCGCCCAGCGGCGUGCAGAAAGAGCUCAUGAAGCCCACCGACAUGUUCGUCAUGGACUUCAACAGCAAAGAAUAUUUGAGAAGACCACAGGUCCUCAAACCAUCAGCGUGUACUCCCCUCUUCAUGGCCGCCUUUGAACGCGGCGCCGGCUGCUGCAUCCACACCCACUCGCAAUGGGCCGUCCUCGUCACCCUCCUCGUCGAGCGCGACUUUGGAAAAGACGUAUGCUUCGAGAUUGAGGAGAUUGAACAGAUCAAGGGCAUACCAAAAGGCCGGGGGAAGCAGGGCAACCUGGGCUACUACGAUCGUCUGCGCAUACCCAUCAUCGAGAACACGGCGCAUGAAGAGGAUCUGAGGGAGAGUCUAGAGGAGGCCAUGGAGAAGUAUCCGGAUUCUUAUGCGAUUCUUGUGAGGAGACAUGGGAUUUAUGUGUGGGGGGACAAUGUGCACAAGGCCAAGACGCAGUGCGAGAGUAUUGAUUAUAUCCUGCAGCUGGCGGUGGAGAUGAAGAAGCUAGGUCUGCCUUGGACCAAGGGUUAGGUGAAGAGCGGUUGUAUGGACAUAGGCCUUGUACGAGGCUAGCGAUAGAACAAGAAAUACGAGCAUGUCGAUUACUAUACGAUUACAUGGAGAGUCAGCAUUAGUAAGACGGAAUGUGGUACAUGUCGAUUACGGAUGGCAUUAGGCUGGGUUGUCGCUUAAUAUCCUGGUUCCAGCAGGCCAGAAGUAGCAGCUGAGUAUCAACUACCCCACAUUGUGUUACCUACUGAUCC